Messenger RNA from Paramecium pentaurelia, 840 nucleotides. The record is from the annotation of a GenBank genome assembly. NCBI's taxonomy places the organism in Eukaryota, Ciliophora, Oligohymenophorea, Peniculida, Parameciidae.
AUGGCAUACUUUAUUUCAUAAACUGAAAUUAAAUUAGAGAAAUUCCUUAUAAAUUAGAAAGUGCAAAAUUAAGAGUUUAUAUNUUCUCAAAUCGUUCUGUAGCUAAUAAACUUCUCAAUAGAUUCCAAGAAGCUAAAUAAGAUGCUCAAUAAGCUCUUAAAAUAGAUUAGUAGAAUUCAAGAGCUCAUUUCCUUUAUGGAACUGUGAUUUUGAUAGAAGUUCAAAUGUUUCCCGAUAUUAGCGAGGCUCUCAUAAUAUAAGCUUAAUUGGGAAUCAAAGAACUUGAAUGCGGUAAUUUUAAUUUUAUAUUUAUAGCUUUUGAAUAGGUUAAAUUAAAUAAAAAUGAAUAAAAAAAUAAAUUAAAAGUUUUGAUUAAUUAAAAUUUGUCUAAAGGAAAAAGAAUGAUAUAUUUGAUAAGAUAAGAAGUAGAUAAAAGAAGUACGCUUUUAUAAUCAUUCCUAAAUAGAUAUCCUAUCUCUAAAAUAAACUUUAAAGGAUAUUGCACAUAGAUAACAUCAUCAAUUAGAUUGGCAUCUUAUUGAAAAGAAUAUCCAUAAGAAAAUGGAAAUUAUAUUACCAGAAUACUUUUAAUGUCCUAUCACAAAUGAAAUAAUGGAUGAACCCACACUUCUCAAUUCAGGCUUAACAUAUGAUAAAUUUAGUAUCCACUAAUAAUUUAAAUAAAAUGGUUAUGUGGAUCCUAUUACUAGAGAAAAUAUAGAUCCUUUAGGAUUGAUUUAAAACAUCUAAUUAUAAUAAGGAAUCCAAGAAAUUCAAUCAAAAUAUGGAUGGGUAGGGGUUGAAAAUGAAAAAGACUAUAAGGCAAUUAAAUUUGAAUGA